Xenopus laevis (African clawed frog) is the source of this 3857-nucleotide messenger RNA. It is a transcript of the gene cd34.S, whose product is annotated as hematopoietic progenitor cell antigen CD34. The coding region runs from base 1 to 1368 and encodes 455 amino acids. Lineage: Eukaryota; Metazoa; Chordata; Amphibia; Anura; Pipidae. The record is from RefSeq and is a predicted model, not a curated record. The transcript is spliced from 10 exons.
AUGACGCAAAAGCUGCCUGGGUCUGAACUCACAGACACACACAUAAACAACGUCUGUCUCUCUCCCUCAAUCUGUGCGGCUCUGACCUUAGGGGAUGCACUAACUUUCAAAAUUAACAUUACACAACAAUCAAGAACCUGGUCCAUCUGUGCUUCUCUGUGUCCGACUGCAAAAGCUGCAAGAAUGAUGCUAACGUGCUGCCUCGGAAAGCUGAAUAAGGCGCAUCUUUUGGGGAGUCUGUUAAGCAUGCUCAUACUACUUGAAAACACCUCUUUUGCUGUUGGUUCUGAAAUUUCUUCGACAGCUCAUGCAACUGAGCAAACAACUGCAACUCAAGAUGUCACAGAUACUCCAACCAUCCCUAUAACUGCCACAUCCAUCCUUUCAAGUGAAACUCAAAAUACAGAAAGGAGCGCCGCAACCACAGAGCAUAACACAGUGUCAGUGGACCUCACACAGACUGUGACAGUGUCACAAAAUUCAACAGACUUGACAACUCUGGCAGAUAUACAUUCAACAACCAUUUCAGAGACUUUCACACCGUCUGCUCCCAACGCCACAACUUUAGGUGCUUCUCUAAACCCGAAUAUGAUUUCAGAUUCUUCGGACUCAUCUACAGCCACAGCCACAAUCUUGUUUAUUCAGAAUAGCUCAAAUAUUCCAGAAACCACAUAUUCCUCAACUCUUGACAGCACUCAGCCAACAGUAGAAACAGAAAGUCAGAAGAACUCCACGGAACCAGUAACAGUUACUUGCAGCAACCUCAGAAACCAUAAAACUAAUGCAGAGGUGGUUUGUUUUGAAUACCAGGAGAAAGUCAAGUGUGAUGACCUUUUGAAACUAGACCAGGGAGAUACACUAAGGUCUGUUCUGUGCAAUGUCACCAAUUCUUACACUAGCCAGUGCCAUCUGAGCCUCUACACUUCCGAAACCAAUCAGAACUGCAUCCUUUGGGUCUUAAAAGGAAUGGCCAGCAAAGAUGCAAAGGAAGCUCUAGAGAGUCAUUAUUCAGCACUUCAAAAGAAAGACUUUGUGUAUAAGUGGGAGCAGAUUUCUGAUCAUCAAACAAAAACGAAGAAGACAUUGAUUGCCCUGGUUACUGUUGGUGUUUUGAUGGCCUUUAUUAUUGUAACUGGCUACUAUCUCUCAAACCGGGAAAGCUGGACUCCUGGCAGACAGAGAUUGGGUGAGGACCCAUAUUAUACUGAAACAGAUAGCCAAGGAAACACCCUAGUGUCUGUGUCUGCCCACAAUCAGGAAAAGGCCAACAAUGAAACUCGAGAGAACGGAACAGGCCAGGCAAGCACACCAACCACAACCAAUGGACACUCAGCGAAGAAGCAGACUAUGUCAGACACCAAAGUCUAACAAGGAAAGACUUAAUGAACUGAGGGUGAAAAGCAAAUAAUUAAACUUGGAACAUGUACAGAUAAAAAAGAAGUCUGAAAUAUCUGUUUCCUUCAUGUCUUUUGUACAGAUUCUAUUCUUUAUCAUAACUAAAGCCAAAGACAUGAAUGACUAAUUGAAAUCUGGAAAAUUUGUGAAUAUGUAAAUUAAGCAUUUCAUGGGAAAGUAACCUUUAUUUGCAAAUUUCAACAUUUCGUAUAUGUUUAUGGAGUGGGAUAUUUUAGAUGAAAACAUACUUGAUCAAAAGCAGUUUUUGCCAAAAUAAUUCUAAAAAUGAGCAUACUUUUUAAAAAAUGUUUUACUAAACUAGGUGCUACAUUCCACCAGUGCAGGCACCAGUGAAAAACUGAAAACCAGUCAAUUUUGUUUUUUUUUUUCUAUUUGCUACAAUUAAGAAGAUGAAAGCAUAGAUCUCAUUGGUUGCUUCAACUGCACUGGUUCAAUUUAUUUGAUAUGCCAGACACUAAUUGAACUCAAAGGGGCAUAUUUAUUAUGCUGUGUAGAAAAUGUUGGCAUAAUACACACACAUCGCCACGCUUUGCAUUGUAAAAAACUGCUGGAAGCAAUGUAAAAUAAAGGUGUCUAAUCUGGUGUUUGCAUACAGUAAAAUUAUACACACCAUCACCAUUUGUUUUACACGCCUUUUUACACAGUUUUUUCUGCAAGUGUAAUUUUACACAGCAUAAUAAAUAUGCCCCUUUGAAUUUCACUGGUUCACUAAAAUUCUUGUUUAUAUCAGUGAAGUGUUUAACUGGAUGCAAUGCAGGGGUGCUUCGCCAAUGAGGCGAGUUGAGGCUGUCGCCUCAGGCGGCAGUGCCCCACUAGGUACCAGGAGCAGUACUUUAAGAGCGAAUUUCCGGGGGAUCGCUCUUAAAGUACUCAGGCGGCGGAGGGUCCAGGAUCGCCCCUGAUGCAAUGACAAUGCAGUAAGAAAUCUGGCUGCAAAUCACAGUCUAGUCUUCAGUGCUAUUAUAAAUUCAGAUUGAUUUCAGGUAGUCUUGUAAAAAUUAAGUUAUUACAUUUUAAAAUACACCGUGUUUUCAACAUUUUUUUUUUUUUGCUAGGACAUCUAUUAGAAGACAGCAGCAAAGACUAGCUUUAUUAUAGUCAGGUUGGUGCCCAUAAAAACAGACUUUCACUCAUUAAAGGACAGUAAAGCUCUUUCAGAAUGACUAUAGCAAAGCUGUGCUCCUCUAUACUCUUCAUAUGUUUAUUCUCAUAAAUAAAGAUAAUGGGGACUGUAGUUAGGGUUGCCACUUUUUUUGGAAAAAAAUACCAGCCUUCCUAUAUAUUUAUCUGUUUUCCUUAUUAAUAACAUUGGGAUCAACCAUUAUUCUUACCGCCCAGGACAGGUGGCAACCCUAACUGAAGUUUAGAGAAGAGCUGAAGGCCAGAAGAUGGUCCAAGCCUUGUAUUUGUAAUUUAAUUGGACGUAAAAUUGUUCUUGACUAUAUAUAUGUCAAUGCUUUACAUUAGGGUUGCAAACUCUUUAGUUCCUGGAAACUGGUCAAGAGGCGGGCAGAUGACGUCAGGGGGUGGGUUGGUGAUGUCGGGGGCGGGCCAGUGACAUCAGGGGCUGGGUUGAUGAUGUGGCAAGCAGCGAUUGGCUGAUGGGUGAAAUCCAGACAGGUGGCAACCCUACUUUAUAUAUAUAUUUUAGGAAUAUAUAUAUGUGUGUUCAUAGUUGUGAUUUUGUGAACACAUGCAGUGUACAGUGUAUAUUUACUUAAUGCAUAAUGACUCACGGUGUAGGCAUGAACAAACUUACUGUAUGACUAAUGUGGGGGCUGAUCUGACUAACGUUAUUGCAGCCACAUGCAGCUUAGAAAGUCAGAUCUUUCAUCUUUAUAUAUGCCUCCCCCCUCACCAGAGUUGUAUAUUUCAAGGUAACUUUGUUAUAAACAAAUGAAUCCCUAUAUUGCAAAUGGUAAUAGUUUUCUUUAGGGACACAUCAUCCAGAUGUCUAAAUAAAGCAAUUGUUUUGUGUUUGAAUAUGGGGCUUGUUUUUUGUUACUUAUGUAGAUGUAUUUUCUUACUUUUUCUGCAAAAGCAGCAGCUACCUGUCACAGUGGUCACUCAUCCCAUGUUUACAUCAAUAUAGCCUGUAACCCCUGUUUAAGUUUCUGAGCUAAACCAAUUAAGAGAGAACCUUUUAAGUGUCACGUUUCAUAGUAUCUUCAGCACUGGCUUUGCGGUUCUUUUGCAGUCCUACUCACAACAAUCCUGCAGCAACAAAAGGAAAAAUUAAUGAAACAUUAAAUAUCGUAAGCAACGGGAAACUGCACAAAACUUGUACAAAAUUUUUUUAAAUGUGGCUGUCAAAACAUGGAUGAUACUCAUGGCACCUCUUUAGAAAAUACAAAACUAGGAACCGAGGUGUAUGCAAUGAAAAGAACAAUGUUUGUUUUUGAAGCAGCAACCUUUUAUAAAUAAACUUUUGUUACAUUUGC